Molecule: messenger RNA, 765 nt
Organism: Mytilinidion resinicola
Lineage: Eukaryota; Fungi; Ascomycota; Dothideomycetes; Mytilinidiales; Mytilinidiaceae
Exons: 3
Coding region: 1-765 (254 amino acids)
Source: RefSeq, a predicted model, not a curated record
AUGACGACGCAGACCAGGCUUAAUGAACUUCACAGGAUUGCACACUUCAUGACAAACGAUCCUGACCUCUGGGUGUUUCGUCGGUACGAAAUGCUUCACAUAAUUAACAUUUUAGCCCUUCAGCAGCGUAUGUCGAAGUUAGAGCAGGAUCUUAUGGGUAUUUCCAACUAUGAGGCGUCUCAAGCAAAAGGGCAGGAAUACCCGAAGCCUGAGAAAUCUCCAGAGGUUCUUCUUGCGGAAAUCCAGGACGUCGUUAAAGCCUACGAUGAUGCUCUUCUUUCAUUAGCACGGAUCAAAAGUACUGAAACGCCUGCUGAGCAUGUCGCGGAUAGCUUGAAGAAAUUCGCACUCUCGAAUGUCCUCCCCUCUCUCUUAACAGCGCUCUCUCCCAACUGGAUGGAAGGAUCAAACACGCCGCGCUUGCUUUCUAUAGCAACCCCCCAAAGAAGCUGGCUCCAUAGAUACAUCGAUAGGCAUGAAUGCUUGAGUAGCGUGUUCAAAGAAAAAGGAAACACAUCUUCUUUCAUGACGAAGUAUUCGGAGUCAAAACUGAGGAACACGGAAUUCGGAGUAGUCACUGCUAGUCUCUGCUUGGUGCAGCUUCUGCCAGUCAUGGCGCUGACCUUAGUAACGGACAAUACCGUGAGAAUCGCCGUAGUUUUGAUCCUUAUUUUCAUCGUGUCUCUCCUGAACGCGUUGUUUGCGAACACUGCGAGAGCUUCUAAUUUUGGAGCGGUUGCUGCGUACGUCAACUUUUUCUUUUGA